Hemiscyllium ocellatum (epaulette shark) is the source of this 1837-nucleotide messenger RNA. RefSeq names its product tubulin, delta 1 (gene tubd1). The transcript has 8 exons. Lineage: Eukaryota; Metazoa; Chordata; Chondrichthyes; Orectolobiformes; Hemiscylliidae. The record is from RefSeq and is a predicted model, not a curated record. Gene Ontology annotation, biological process: microtubule cytoskeleton organization; mitotic cell cycle. Gene Ontology annotation, cellular component: microtubule; cytoplasm. Gene Ontology annotation, molecular function: GTP binding; structural constituent of cytoskeleton. Bases 1 to 1356 code for a protein of 451 amino acids.
AUGUCGGUGGUCCUGCUGCAGCUUGGACAGUGCGGCAACCAGGUCGGCCAGGAGCUGCUCGAACUGGUCAGUACGGAUGGCCGGAAUGACCCGGGCCGGCCUGAUAGUUACCGAGCCAUUUCUCUGGAGCGCUUUUUCCGACAGGAGGCCGGGACCGAUGCAGUGCCGAUUGCUCGGGCUGUUCUUGUGGACAUGGAGCCAAAGGUAAUCAGCCAAACUUUGGCCAAAGCUAUGAAGUCAGGACAGUGGAGUUAUGGAAAUCAUUCCUACUUCUGCCAAAAACAAGGAUCUGGAAACAAUUGGGCAAAUGGAUUCUGUAUCCAUGGUCCUCGGCAUGAAGAAGCUGUGCUAGAUUUGGUCCGAAGAGAGGUGGAGCAGUGUGAGAGAUUUGGUGGCUUUAUUGCAAUGAUGAGUCUGGCUGGAGGUACUGGCUCUGGCUUGGGGACUUAUAUCACUCAGUGUUUACGGGACAUGUAUCCAAACUCGUUCAUAUUGAACCAGCUCACCUGGCCUUAUGGAACUGGAGAGGUUAUUGUCCAGGAUUAUAAUGCAGUGCUGACGCUGUCCCACUUGUAUAAGACUUCUGAUGCACUUCUGAUUCAUGAGAAUGACACUGUUCACAAGAUUUGCUCUCAGUUGAUGAACAUAAAGCAGAUUUCCUUCACAGACAUCAACAAAGUCAUUGCUCACCAGCUCGGGAGUGUCUUACAGCCAGUAUGCACCAGAUGGAGUAUUUCAGAAUAUGGCACAAAUCCCCUUGGUGAUCUGCUAGAAAGUUUGGUCACACAUCCAGAGUAUAAACUACUAAGCCUGAUGAACAUCCCUUUGAUGUCUGACAAGUCUCUGCAAUUCAGUACGUUUACUUGGCCAGCUCUUAUGAAGAAUCUGCGACAAAUGCUGAUUGCCAAUGCCAAAAUGGAAGCAGGUAUUGAUUGGCAAAUGAAACUGCCUCCAGCAGGCCAUCCUUCAGUUUCAAAACCUUUCUCAGACAGGAAAUUAUGCUUCAAUACCUCUCUGGCCAACCUCCUGGUAUUGCGAGGGAAGGAGGUAUUUCAAGCUGACACUGAUGGUUUUAAAGAGCAGGCACUUUACACCUCAUGGAUGCCUGCUGAUUCUGCCCUCAGCGUAUGGAGAACUUCCACAACUUUUAGCAAGUAUGAAAAAUCAGCCAGUAUUGUCAGCAACAGCCAGUGUCUACAGAAAUCCCUGGAUAGGAUCGUGACAAAAGCUUGGGACAUGUUUGCUUCACGAGCGUAUGUACAUCAGUACAUGAAACAUGGAAUCUCAGAAGAGGACUUUCUGGAUUGUUUCACAACUGUAGAACAGGUCAUUGCAAGUUAUUCUAGCCUUGGAUGAUAUAUCAUACAUGAUCUGAGUUAUUACUGUAAAUGAUGUAUAAUCAUGUAUAAAUUGUAUAUGAGCUGGGAACAUUUGCCUGCUCCUUGUGACUCAGUAGAGGAUUCCAGAAUAGCUUGACUCACCCACGUUUUAUGACUGCUUUAGUCUCCAAUAAUUAAAAACCACUGAAUCUUCUGAAUAGAUCGUUGUUGUAUUUAAAUGUUGUAUUUAUCACAGAAUAUAUUGCAAGCAUUGUUACAGACUCUUUAGAGACUGAUAUAUUUAAAAAAGAACAAAUCCCUGCAAUGUCAGCAGAAAGAAACACUGCUGGAAAAGAUGUCAUCUGUCAAAAUUUUCCUGUGAGAAACUAACUAAGUCAGCAUAAUUCAGACAGUAACCUGCCCAGUCUGAGAACUAAUAUUGCCAGUUGACUGUUCUUGUUACAUCUAUACGCCAAUGAUAGUCAAACUAUUCAUCAAAUUAACAUCACUUUCUUCAA